This is a messenger RNA of Gloeophyllum trabeum ATCC 11539, 508 nucleotides long. RefSeq lists its product as uncharacterized. The annotation marks the transcript as partial. The transcript has a single exon. NCBI's taxonomy places the organism in Eukaryota, Fungi, Basidiomycota, Agaricomycetes, Gloeophyllales, Gloeophyllaceae. The record is from RefSeq and is a predicted model, not a curated record.
GCGUCAGCCUCGAGGACCCCGAGCGCGCCCCGCUCGUCGGCAGCGGGUAGACGCGGGCGCAUACACGUCGCCGUGGGGCGUGGUAUGAAAUGGUCGAUGCAUGAAUGACGAACGAUUGCUGGAAUGCACGUUGUGUGUACGAGUCGUUUGGCGAAACAAGUAUCGUAGGCUAAUUGUAUAUACAUGUUUGGAUAUUUCUCUCUCGUCCCAUUCGUCUCUUGCUUUUACUUUUACUGUUUUUUACUCUGACUCGCAAUGUCAACGUCACUGCAUUGCCUUGACGCUCCCGCUCCGCCCGCAGCAAGUCUUCCGGGCGUCGGCGCCGCCGCCCAUGUUACUGGAGUGAUAGCUUACAAACAGUCGCAGACGCAUCAUCCCGGGUCUAGUAGCACAGCGAUCUCCCCUCCCUUCCCCAUCUCCAUCUCCCCUUCCCCCGCCCGGAUCUCCAUCUCCCCUUCCCUCGCCCGCAUCCCCCUUCCCCCGCCCGCAUCUCCCGUUCCCCUUUCCC